ACUUAAUACUGAACCCAUUACUUUUCCAAGAUCAGAAAAAUAUUACACUAACGAGAACCAUUUCUCCGUCUCAUUCAGAUAAGAAUUCAAGCUUUGACAUUGUAAACCACAGACGAAUUGGAGCCUGGCAUUGAAAAGAGGUGUUCUGAAACGAUUUUUUUCCUUGUCUAAAGAAGUUUACUUCUACAAGAGGGAAUCUGAAAAAUGACAGGGGCAAAGAGGGAAAAGAAAAGCGUGCUCUGGAGCAAGAUGCACGCCCCGCGUUGUGAGGACCUGAAACAGUGGUGUCGGAGGCGGCUACCUAUUUUGGAAUGGGCGCCACAUUAUAAUCUGAAAGAAAACUUGCUUCCAGACACUGUGUCUGGGAUAAUGUUGGCAGUUCAACAGGUGACACAAGGGUUGGCCUUUGCUAUUCUCUCAUCUGUGCACCCAGUCUUUGGUUUAUAUGGGUCUCUGUUUCCUGCCAUCAUUUAUGCCAUAUUUGGAAUGGGACGUCAUGUUGCCACAGGCACCUUUGCCUUGACAUCCUUAAUAUCAGCCAAUGCAGUGGAACGGCUCGUCCCUCUGAGCAGCCAGAACCUCACCACACAGAGUAACACAAGUGUGCUGGGCUUGUCUGACUUUGAGAUGCAGAGGAUCGGUGUUGCUGCAGCCGUCUCCUUCUUGGGAGGUGUGAUUCAGGUGGCCAUGUUUGUGCUACAAGUAGGCAGCGCCACAUUCCUGCUCACAGAGCCUGUCAUCAGUGCAAUGACAACUGGGGCUGCCACCCACGUCGUGACUUCACAAGUCAAAUAUCUCUUGGGAAUGAAAAUGCCAUAUAUAUCUGGACCACUUGGAUUCUUUUACAUCUAUGCAUAUGUCUUUGAGAACAUCAAGUCUGUCCAAUUGGAGGCUCUGCUCCUAUCCUUGCUGAGCAUCGUGGUGCUUGUUCUGGUUAAAGAGCUGAAUGAACAGUUUAAAAGGAAAAUUAAAGUUGUUCUUCCUGUCGAUUUAGUUUUGAUCAUCGCUGCAUCAUUUGCUUGUUAUUGUACCAAUAUGGAAAACACGUAUGGAUUAGAAGUAGUUGGUCAUAUUCCAAAAGGAAUCCCUCCACCUAGAGCUCCCCCAAUGAACGUCCUCUCUGCAGUGAUCACUGAAGCUUUCGGAGUGGCACUUGUAGGCUACGUGGCCUCACUGGCUCUUGCUCAAGGGUCUGCCAAAAAAUUCAAAUAUUCAGUUGAUGACAACCAGGAGUUUUUGGCUCAUGGGCUCAGCAAUGUGAUUCCUUCAUUUUUCUUCUGCAUACCAAGUGCUGCCGCCAUGGGCAGGACCGCUGGCCUCUACAGCACCAAAGCCAAGACACAGGUGGCUUGUCUAAUAUCUUGCAUUUUUGUGCUGAUAGUCAUCUAUGCAAUAGGACCUUUGCUUUACUGGCUGCCCAUGUGUGUUCUUGCAAGUAUUAUUGUCGUGGGACUGAAGGGAAUGCUAAUACAGUUUCGUGAUUUAAAAAAAUAUUGGAAUGUGGAUAAAAUCGAUUGGGGCAUAUGGGUCAGUACAUAUAUAUUUACAAUAUGUUUUGCUGCCAAUGUAGGGCUGCUGUUUGGUGUUGUCUGUACCAUAGCUAUCGUGAUUGGUCGCUUCCCAAGAGCAAAGACUCUGCAUGUAAAAAACAUAAAAGAAAUAGAAUUUAAAGUGAAGACAGAAAUGGAUGGCGAAACCCUGCAGCAGGUGAAAAUUAUCUCAAUAAACAAUCCACUUGUUUUCCUGAAUGUGAAGAAGUUUCAUACCGAUCUAAUAAAUGUAAUCCAAAAGGAAAAUGCCAGCAACCAGUUACAGGAUGAUAUCAGCAAGUGUGAACAAAACACAUUGCUCAAUUCUCUAUCCAAUGGCAACUGCAAUGAAGAAGCUUCACAGCCCUGCCCGAAUGGGAAGUGUUCUUUAAUCCUGGAUUGCAGUGGAUUGACCUUUUUUGACUAUUCUGGAGUCUCCAUGCUUGUUGAGGUUUACAUGGACUGUAAGAGCCGGAGUGUGGAUGUAUCAUUAGCCCAUUGCACAGCUUCCUUGAUAAAAGCAAUGAAGUACCGUGGAAACCUAGACUCAGAGAAACCAGUUUUUUUUGAAUCAAUAUCUGCUGCAAUAAGUAACAUCCAUUCAAAUAAGAAUCGGGGCAAACUCAGUGACCACAGUGAAGUCUGAGAGCCUCUUGCGGCAGCACAGCUCUUGUCUUGAGCAUCCGCCCUGAGGAAGCCACUCUCCAGCAUUUUGCACACCCUUUUUAGAUCCUACAGAUGACCUCCACCACAAGUGUGAUGUGACUUAGCAACCACCUAGCCACUGGUCAAGAUUUGUCAACAAGUUUUUCUAAUCUUUGUUAGUAAGCAGAUUCACUUAGCAGGUUAUUAUAUAGUUGUUUUAUAAAAAUCAGUAUGCAUGUAGUUUUAGUGUACUGAAAGGUAAAAAUGAAUUUAUUUCUUUUUACUACAGGAUUUUGUGUUGUUUUACUUCUACUUUGUUGUAACUUAAUUUGUAAAACUGAGAAAGACUUUGUUAUAAGAGAUUUGGAACAUUUGCAAACCGUUUGUAAAAAUCCAGUGUCAUCUAUAACUAAUACAUAAAGACAACUUAGCACACGUGGCAUCUUCCUCUACCAAAAAAGCCGUUAAACAUCAAUAAGGUUACAUGUUACUUUAUACAAUAUGACAUGAAAUUCACAGAAGAUAAGUCAAACAAAAACAAAGACAAACUAGAAACGCUUGUUCUCCAUACAUUUCCACACAUGAAAACCUUCAGGAAUAUUUUCAAGACAACUGGUAUCCCAGUGAAACCAAGUUCUUGAUGUUGCUCUCUUUUGCUGUGAAUAUUGGAAAUGCUUGGGAUCUUCAGACCUGAUAGCCCUAAUUUCCAUGUUGCAUGUAAAAGUCUCUGUUUUCAGCUUAAGUUUUCUUGGAGCCAAAGAAUGUGAAUGUUUCACAUUUUAUAUUUUUUCAAAAAUAUGAUUUUUAAAUGAGAAAAUACCAGCAGUAGAAUGGCUUUUUGCCAUAUAAGAUUGACUAUAAUAGUUUGAGACUUUUCUACUUCAGAGAGACAGUCAAUAUAAUACUACAUUUUCUCUCUCUCUAUCUGUAUAGGUAGAUAGAUGGAUCUCCAUAGUAUGUUUUUCUUUUUCUUUCAUUAGAGGAGAGCUUGGAUAUGUGAUUAUCUGUAAACCCACCAAACCAGCAGGGCAAUUGACAAACACCACAGGUGAGGCUGGCCUGUAUAAGUUAUUAUUUUCAUGCUUGUACAUAUAUUUUCAAUCACAUACAAUUACACAGUUUCAUAUUUUUAUCUAGCAAUUUGAUUCACUUAAGAAAUCUCACUUUCAAAGAUAGGUGUAGAUACAUAAUUAUGUUUAAGUUUUAAGGUGUUUAAGUGUCCUAGAAAUUACCAGUGUAACAAAAAGCCAAGUACUUUAAAGUGAGUUUGAGUAGUAGGUUGAAAAAAAAUUAAAAGACUGACAGUUUAGGUGUUUCUGUGGACAUCUGUAAGAAUAAAUUCUAGUGCCUACCAACGAUGUAACAGUGCCUAGCAAAUGUACAGUAAACAUUCAUUUGGCUCUUUUUUCUUUUUUUUUUUUUUGUGAGGAAGAUCGGCCGUGAGCUAACAUCUACCAAUCCUCCUCUUUGCUGAGGAAGACUGCCCCUGGGCUAACAUCCGUGCCCAUCCUCCUCCACUUUAUGUGGGACGCCGUCACAGCAUGGUUUGCCAAGCGGUGUGUGGCUGCGUGCCCAGGAUCCGAACUGGCAAACCCUGGGCCACCGCAGCGGAGUGCACGCACUUAACCGCUUGCGCCCUCAUUUGGCUCUUAAUUUUAACAGUAGGUCCUAGGUAGGACCAUGUAAUAAAAUGAAAGCAAAAUAAUAAAUGUUUCAAAUUCUCAUAACUCAGCCACUUCAAUUUUAUUUGACGUGAACUACAAAGAAUAAUCUUUGUCCUACGGGUAGCCUCAAUCCCUUCACUCACUGGGCUUGAAGUGGCGAGGUCAACUGUCAUUCCCAUCAAAUGCUGUUCCAAGAAAAGGUGGAGGUAAUAAUUGGAGGUAAAAUUUCCUUAGGGAAAGGAAUUUCACUCUGCUUUGUCCAAUUAAAUUAUUCCCAUGGUGGAUGGUGGUAACAUUCAUCAUCUCUAAUCCAUUGGUCAUUGGCACAUAAACGUGAGUUGAAAAAAGAAAAUAUAUUUUGCUAUGUAUAAAUUGAUAUUUUUCUAUGAGACUUUGGCCUGUAAUUAAAUUCAUGCACUGCAGGCAUUUUCUAAUUUGUUAGAGAUUAUGGAACAUAGAUGGCAUUAAAAUCAUUGUAGUUAAUCUAUGGAUGCUUUGUUCUAUUUUAUUGUUAAAGCCGACACAGUAUUGUCCGAGCAGAUGUAUUCGGUGCAUUUCAGUGUUUAUAGUAGAAGUUUAAUGGAUGAAACUUAAAAGCCAACAACUUUGGUGUCAAAUGUUAAUAUUAGUUUCAAAGUAAAGUAAGACCAACACAUCACCAUAUAUAGCCCUUUGUUCUAAUGCUUAUCCUGCGUAUCAAGGUCAUAAUGACUGUUGACCUGGAGGAACUCCCUGAAAUUGAGUUCUGGGAGCCUGGUAGUUUAAUAUGAGUUAUAGACACACAAGAUUCUAAAAUAUAAAUGUUUAUUUCAAAGUAGGCAUUAACAACACAAGAACUAUAAUAUGAUCCUGAUGCUAGAAUGUUUCUAGUCAUGCUGAAUUAUUUUUAUGACAUCACCUUAUUUUUGUAUAUGAUAAACUACUUCCAUAUUACUUAUUAUGGCAAAAUAAAAUUGGAAAAAAUUAAAAUUAACCUAUAAGAGUGUUAAGGACCUAAUAGAAUGACAUAUAUAAAUUAACCAUAAAAUAUGUAACCAGGAAAAGACUGUUAACAUUACAUUUAUGCAAAUUAAAUGCCCUUAAAUUUUACCAUUUGUCUUUCAUUUUAAAGGUUAUUUACCCCCGAUUAUAUGAUUCAAGUGUUAUAAGGUCUAACUUGAACUACUUUGCAGUAAUUUAUUUGACAGAUCUCUAUUUCUAUAAAUGUGUAAUGUAAUGAGGAAAGAGAUCUUUCUUUUUUAAUGAAAACAUUAAUGUGUUAAUACUCCUGUAUGGGUAAUGUUUGACAUUUGGUGGUUACCAAAAUAUAUCAAAAUGUUGUUGAACAUACAUAUGCCUCAGAAAUGCAUGUUCUGUUUUCUUGUGGCUGAUGAUCUAAUUCAAUAUAGAAUAUGCUUUUUGGCAAUGAAUUUGUUGCCAGAUUUCAAAUAGGGAGUUAAGUGGUGCUUUCACAAUCCAAAGAUUUUAGUUGAAAAUCAUGUAGUCUAAUAUGCU
Diceros bicornis minor is the source of this 5332-nucleotide messenger RNA. RefSeq names its product solute carrier family 26 member 7 (gene SLC26A7). Bases 205 to 2175 code for a protein of 656 amino acids. Lineage: Eukaryota; Metazoa; Chordata; Mammalia; Perissodactyla; Rhinocerotidae. The record is from RefSeq and is a predicted model, not a curated record. Gene Ontology annotation, biological process: transmembrane transport. Gene Ontology annotation, molecular function: chloride transmembrane transporter activity; bicarbonate transmembrane transporter activity; sulfate transmembrane transporter activity. The transcript has 19 exons. Gene Ontology annotation, cellular component: membrane.